Messenger RNA from Hermetia illucens (black soldier fly), 1691 nucleotides. RefSeq names its product probable serine hydrolase (gene kraken). The record is from RefSeq and is a predicted model, not a curated record. Lineage: Eukaryota; Metazoa; Arthropoda; Insecta; Diptera; Stratiomyidae. The coding region runs from base 156 to 1109 and encodes 317 amino acids. The transcript has 3 exons.
GCAAGCGUGGGCUUCUCGGAGAAAUUUCAGUUUAUUGACAAGUAGUGGAUUGUACGGGUGUUUUGUGAUUCGGAGCGAGUCAGUGCGGUGCCUUUACAUCCCACGUAACAAUUUAAUUUUCCACCUUUGAUUUCCCUUCUACUCUGAAGCCCGAAAUGGCUCAAGCAAAUGGGAUUGGUUCCUCCCAGCAGAACAUUCAAAAUGGAGACAAUGAUGAUCGCUGGCAAGAAGUAGAGAUACCUGUGCCCUGGGGAAUCGUAGCUGGUAAAUGGUGGGGCGCACGAGAACGACAGCCUAUCCUCUGCCUGCAUGGGUGGCAAGACAAUUGCGGGACCUUUGACCGUCUCAUUCCACUGUUGCCGGACAAAUUUUCCUAUCUUUGCAUUGACUUGCCUGGACACGGGAAAUCCUCCCACUACCCACCUGGAAUGCAAUAUUACCUUUUCUGGGACGGAAUCACGCUGAUCCGUCGCAUUGUCAAGCAUUUCAAGUGGGGCAAUAUCACCCUGAUGGGACACUCUCUGGGCGGUGCGUUGAGCUUUAUGUACGCCGCAAGUUUUCCACUGGACGUCGAUAAAUUCAUCAGCAUUGAUAUAAAUGGACCGCCGAUACGGAAUCAUAGGAAACAAGCAAUGAACACCGGCCUGGCUAUUGACCGUCUGCUGAAAUAUGAAACCUUACCGACAUCAAUGAUGCCCUGCUACGCUUACGACGAGAUGAUUGAUUUAGUUUUGGACGCAUACGAGGGCUCCGUGGACCGCCACAGUGUUAAAAUUCUUAUGAAGCGUGGCAUGGUUCCAACUCCAAAGCAUUACGAGAAGCCGGGCUUUCACUUUGUUCGUGAUUUACGGUUAAAGGUGUCGGGAUUAGCAAUGUUCACAGAAGAACAGGUUCAGUGCUAUGCAGAGCAGAUUAAAUGCAAAGUCCUAAAUAUCCGCGCGGACCCGGGGAUGACAUUGGAAAGGCCCGACGUAUACAGAAAUGUGAUAGAAACUAUGAGGCGCAACGCCAGCUUAGUUGUUUACAAGGAAGUACCUGGAACACAUCAUUUACAUUUGGUCACCCCCGAACGUGUCUCUGGGAUCAUAGGAGAGUUCCUGGACCAGUAAUGGGAGAGGCCCGGUGGGAACGUUUUCUGAGGCUGAAUUAUGAACAGACGGGGGCAAUGCUGCAGAUUAAUGUGUCGAUCGGAUCGUAACGGGAAGAACAAGUUUAUUGCUGGAAUUGGUGGCUGCUAAAAAUUAUAAAUAUCCUUUCAAUCUACAAAUUUCAAUGGUCCUACAUUGGACGUCAGACGCAUAGAUCAUAGCAGAUUGCCUCUGCCAUUCCUCCCCCAAACUAGGUUUAAAGCAAGUGAACACAUAAUGAAGGUAUUAUUUAUUUUUUUAACUACAUCAUAAGAAAUAUAUUUUUUAUAUUUAUUGUAUCGCAAGCCAAGGAAAACGUGAAUGGUGUAAAAUAUCAAUUAGCUCUGUAGGCUUUAGGAAACAUUAAAUUAAAUUACAACUUUGUGAUGUGCACAAAUUAUACACGCUAAAUAGGUCGAUAAUAUCUGUAAGAUUGGAAUUCUUUGAAAGUAAAAAGUUGAGGUACGAACAAAAUGACGACAUUGGAUGUUUAAUGGAUGAGUAAAAUGUGUUUGGUUUUGAUUUUAAAUGGCUUUGGAGCAUAAAUAAAUUAUUAUCAACUGC